AUGCAUAUCUUGACUCUUUUGCUCAGGCUGCCGCCAUUGGGUGGAAAGGGUGCCCGGCGCGUGCAGCUGCAGAUGUUGUUCAAACAGACCAAUACCCGAUCAUCGGAUACCUGCAACACGGGCGGCACUGUAUGUUCUCUAGGCAGCCACCCCCUAUCCCAUUUCUCACAAUGUUCGAUUGUCACAUUACCAAAUGGCAUAAGCUACUUCAAGAGAUUGACUUUGAGUCGCUCGCUGUCCAUCAUGGUCUCCACUCAAUGCACCAGCAAAGCUGCUGCCAAGGCCGACACCCCCACCACUACUGCCGCUCGCCGUGGUCCCGACAAAGCCCUGCCCGCCGCUCCUCGCAAGCAGGCCAAAGGCUCUCAGGCUCGCAAAGUCACUGCGACUGCUGCCAGCAAGAAGGCAACCGUGAAGGAACAUGCUACGCCCAAACAUCGUGGCAGACCCCGCAAGAACACACGCGAUGAUGAUAACAAUGAUGACAUGGUUGCGCUAGCUGAAGACAAUGGCUCUGAUGACAUGGAUGUCGACGCUAGAGGCAAGGACAAGGACAAGGACAUUGUGGAUCCUGACAUGUUUUGUUUAUCCUCCCUCCCCCCUUCGUCACCCAUUGCCUCCACCUGCACCUCUGCGCUUUCCGAUGAUGAAGAUGAGAAGCCUCCCCGCCCCCUCAGCCUAGGAACGUUAAGGCCAGAGCUUGCUCGCCUGGUAAAAUUAGAUGAAGUUGAUGACAAUGAUGACAAUGACGAGGAAGAGUUCUCCAUCAAGCUCACUGCAUGGGCCAAAAAGAAUGGCAAGGGCAAGUACAAGGCCUAUGUCGAGGACGUUGAUGAAGACGAGGAGGAGGCUGCGCAGUCUGAGGACAAUGCCGGCACUGUUUUUGAUGAUGAUUGGGAAAAGGAACAAGCCAAUGACACCGAUACUAACAAGAGUGACAAUGACAAUGACAACGAAGAGCCUGCUCCCAAGAGCAAGACCAAAGGCAAGGCCAAGGCUAACGACAAGCCCAAGUCCACGGACAAGGGUAAGGGCAAGGCAUCUGAAGCCAAGCCAUUGAAGAAGAAGGGCCCACUCACCUUUGAGCAGCAGGCCAAGGUGGCCAAGGGUGGUGUCAAGGGUCUUGUCGCCGACACUGGCAAGUCAGCAAACUCCCUCCUCAAGAUCAUGCAAGUUGCUAUCCGUGGCACUCGUCAUACAAGUCUCUACAAUAUGACGAAUCAUUGGGCCAAGGUGAAUUCCAUGUUUGCCGGUGAUCCUGAACGUACCGAGAAAGUCCGCGACUUCUACAAGAAGAUGAUGGCUGACUCUGACCCUGGCGCCUCUGUCUCUGACAGGCGCGGGAAAGUUGCUAACGCUCGUAUCAAGGAGAUCAAAGCAACCUGGGCUAAGUACAGCAAGGUCAAUGUCAAAUCUGCAGGCAAGACCAGUGCUGUGCUCCAGGACAACCUCGACUACUUUGCAGGCGAGGCUUUCAGGGCAUUGACUAUGGACCAGGUUGAGGUCGUUGGGCUCUGCAUCAACAAGUCCCUUGACCCUAGCCAAGGCUCUGCGACUGGAGAAAAACAUCAACAUGGCUGGCAUUGCCAAAUGAGCCGCCUCCAUGCUCUAAUGUUUGAGGCUGCUAUGCAGGUCGAGUUGCCCAAACCCUUUGUGAAGGUUGCCCAGGCUGAAGACGAAAGGCCAGCCAACCCUCAUGACCAGCUUCAUUCUGUUGCCACAGGCAUGUUUUAUGCCAAGUACAAAGCAGCUGGCUAUACUGGUUCUCAAAUGACCUACAAGCUCAUUGUGAAGAGCUUCAUCAAGAACAAGAUAUGCAUCUAUAACUGGCCUAUGACAAUCUCUGAGCGCCCCCUUGAAUAUGCUAGGAUUUGGGACACUGCGAGGUUGCCUUGUUGGCUCCCCUCAGUGAUUGCUGUUGACAAGACUGUCUUACUUUGGGUCCGGCGUGAAGGUGGUGUUGUCAACAUCAGGCAGUGUAUCCCAGCCAACAGCCCUGCUGCUGUCAACCCUAUCAUCCCUGACACUCUCCUCUUAAAUGAGGAUGAGGAUUAUGUCCCUACGUCGGAGCCUGAGGAAAUGCCACUGCUCCCACCUUCAAAGAAGUCAGCUACCCGUGUUGCCUUGGGUAGCAACAAGCAUGGGGCUCCCCACCUUUCUUGUGGUGAAUUCCACCCCUCCCAGCUUCGAGUUCAGGCCAAAGCAGUUCUCCCACCUCCAGUGAACUUGCAGACUUGUCCUUCGCAAGCUCCUUCUGUUUGUGCGCCAUCAGCUACUUGCUCUGUUUGCUCGGAGCCUGGUCCCUCGGCUCGUCCUCCCCCUGUCUUCCUCCCCCCUGUUUUUUGUCCUCGUGAGAUGCAGGCUUUGAGGUACAGCCAGGAUGGACUUGUUGCUGAGUCAAGUCACCAGGCUGUGGAAUGGCAGGCUAGAUUGUCGAACCUUCGUCAUAAUCAAUUCAAGUAUGCUUGGGACCAGAUGUCCCAUUCCAACUUAGAGGAAGAGCAGGAUGCAUGUGAUUCUUCAGUUCAUUCACAGUGUAUUGUAAUGGUGUACAGUGUGGACAUGGAGUCAACACCCACAUCUCAAAUUUGCAAUGACAAGUCGUUUCCACUUGGAACAUCCUCCAGUGAGCAUUACCCUCAGAGCAACAUGGGUGAAGGCCCAGUUGUUGAGCCAUCACUAUUCACAAUUAUAACAUUUUUACAAUGGACUUACCAAAAAUUUGACCAGUUGUGCCCUGCACAAGCUGCUAGUUUUCAAAUCAAAAUUCUGGUGAUUAGUGUUACUACCAUUGGCUCAAUUUUUGUCCAAGAGGAUGGUAACUUUAUCAAUGGAAUGUUGGAAAACCCUAGAAACUGA
Molecule: messenger RNA, 2859 nt
Organism: Coniophora puteana RWD-64-598 SS2
Lineage: Eukaryota; Fungi; Basidiomycota; Agaricomycetes; Boletales; Coniophoraceae
Exons: 27
Coding region: 1-2859 (952 amino acids)
Source: RefSeq, a predicted model, not a curated record